Molecule: messenger RNA, 876 nt
Organism: Camellia sinensis
Lineage: Eukaryota; Viridiplantae; Streptophyta; Magnoliopsida; Ericales; Theaceae
Source: RefSeq, a predicted model, not a curated record
AUGUCGACUGAAAAAAGCCCUGCUGAUGAUGAAAUACUUGUAGUAUCUCUGUAUUUUGAUAAUCUACUUGUUACAGGAAGUAGUAAGGAGUUGAUUGACAAGUUUAAAGAAGAAAUGCAAGAUGUCUUUGAAAUGACAGACCUUGGGAGGAUGACAUUCUUCCUUGGUAUGCAGGUACAUCAAAAGCAAAAUGAAAUUUUUCUAUGCCAGCAUAAAUAUGCAAAGGAAAUCCUCAAGAAAUUCAACAUGCAAGAGUGCAAGCCAACUGCAACUCCAAUGAAUCAAAAUGAGAAGUUUUGCAAAGAAGAUGGAGCUGAAAAGGUGGAUGAAAGGCUGUACAGGAGCCUAAUAGGCUGCCUAAUGUAUUUAACUGCAACCAGGCUAGAUAUCAUGCACGUAGUGAGUUUGCUAUCAAGGUAUAUGCACUGUGCUAGUGAAAUUCAUUUUCAAGCAGCAAAAAGAAUUCUUAGAUAUGUUAAGGGCACAAUUGAUUCUGGAAUAAGGUUCAGUCAAGUUAAAAACUUCAAUCUCCAUGGUUAUUCUGAUAGUGACUGGGCUGGAUGUGUUGAUGAUAUGAGAAACACCUCAGGUUACUGUUUUAGCUUUGGUUCUGGAAUUUUUUCAUGGUGUUCUAAGAAGCAAGAAGUCAUAGCUCAAUCUACAGCAGAAGCAGAAUAUGUAGCUGCUACUGCUGCUGUGAAUCAAGCCCUUUGGAUCAGGAAACUCAUGACAGAUUUGCAUAUGGAACAACAAGAAAGCACACAAAUAUUUGUGGAUAACCAAGCUGCAAUUUCAAUUGCUAGUAAUCCAGUGUUCCAUGGCAAAACAAAACACUUCAAAAUAAAGUUUUAUCUACUAAGAGAGGUGCAAAGGUAA